CAAUUUUUAAUAUUGAUUGUUAAUAAACAAUUUAAACCAUCAUUUGUUACAUUUAAAGUGGGCUGUAAAGUUGAUGUUUGCACUUGUUUUGAUAUUUGCGCCAAACAAGUGUCCGACACUAUCUAGUUUUAGGAAGCAAUGAUAUAAGAUGAACAUAUUUCGUACUUAAAAAGCCAAGGAUGUACGGCUAAAAAGUAAAAGCAGUCAUCAUGAGUAAAGUGAUAUUAUGUCUGUAUUUGUUAUAUUACGUCCGUGCAUCAGCACAGUUGAUAGCGACUAACAAUUUCACUUUAUACCCAGACCUGGACGACAAAGUAUUUACUACUUCUCUUAUAGGAGAAUAUGAUGCGGCGUCUCUGGGUGUUUGCUCAGCGAUCUGUGGUCAAAGUUGUGGCUGUUUCGGAUUUAACUCUCGGACCAAGAAAUGUCGUCUUCAUGACACGUGUUCUGAAAGUUCCAUUAUCGCUGUAGUCGAGGCGAAUUGGAGGUACUUCCUGGCUGCUGCCUUUACAGGUGGACAAUCAAAAGUUGAUAGUUUGGCAAUGGACUGUAAAGAGCUGUGUGAAAGAGGACAUACAAUAUCCGGUUCCUACUUGAUUUAUCCCUAUAAAAAUAAUGUGUCCCUGGAAGUUUACUGCGAUAUGGAAACUGCUGAUGGAGGGUGGACCGAGCAGUUAGUUUUAAUCAAGAAUUGGGCUGCUUAUAAGACUGGGUUUGGAACAAUACAAGAAUCUCACUGGAUCGGGAAUGAGGUCAUCCAUCAACUAACAAAGGGCAAUGACUCCUCCUUAUAUCUGUCUAUCACGCUUAACAAUAGUACAACGAUGUAUGAAAUGUAUCAAAACUUCUCUGUGUCCGACGAGACAGAUAAGUUUCGUUUGUUCCUCGGGGGAGCAGCAACAGGAACUCUAGGAGACAGCAUGUUGAAUACAGGGUCCAGUGAUAAAGACCUGUCUGGUAUAGCGUUCAGUACACACGACAGUGACGCCGACUUACACGCGGGAAACUGCGCAGACCACAACAAAGGAGGGUGGUGGUAUAACACUUGUCAUAACGCCUUCCUCAACGGACCGUGGAACUCAGACACGUGGGGGAGACCCUGGUAUCCAACCAUCCGUAACGGCGCAAAUAUCGCGGAAACCAGAAUGAUGAUUAGACGACGUUAACAUAUCCCCAAGUGUA
This is a messenger RNA of Saccostrea cuccullata (small rock oyster), 1182 nucleotides long. Its product is annotated as ficolin-1-like. Lineage: Eukaryota; Metazoa; Mollusca; Bivalvia; Ostreida; Ostreidae. The coding region runs from base 210 to 1166 and encodes 318 amino acids. The record is from RefSeq and is a predicted model, not a curated record. The transcript is spliced from 5 exons.